Molecule: messenger RNA, 1000 nt
Organism: Ipomoea nil (Japanese morning glory)
Lineage: Eukaryota; Viridiplantae; Streptophyta; Magnoliopsida; Solanales; Convolvulaceae
Product: F-box protein At1g61340-like
Exons: 3
Coding region: 304-765 (153 amino acids)
Molecular function (GO): protein binding
Source: RefSeq, a predicted model, not a curated record
AUCUGCAGUAACCGCAUCCAGUAGUCAAAAAUUCCCAAACAGGAUACAGAUAAAGUUUCUGAAUUCGAAAAGUUUUUCAAGACUUUGUGGAGAAGAAGAAGAGAUAGUUUGGAGGCAGUUAGUGGUUUCCUUUUUUGGAAAAACCGUUUCAUCCAUCUAAAUUAACUGCUGCCAAGAGUUAAGCUUUGGAAUCUAGGUAUAAAUCGGAGGUUGUGUUGUUGAUUGAUUUGGGUGUCUGGGUUUGAUUGGAUUGGGGUAAAGAUCAGAUCUUGGAAUUUGGGUUUUUCCGGGAAGGCGGAGAUAAUGACUUUGGGGAAAAAGGAUGAAGGGAUAGUGAGGAGCCAUUCUUUUGGGAGGAAAAGGGUGGUUCUGUCAAGUGCUUUACAGAUUGAUGAUUUCAUUUCCGGCACAGAAACAAAGAAGCAUUGCAGGGAGGUUUCGUUUCCCAGUUCUGACAAGUCUCCUCUGGAAUCCUUGCCUCAAGAUGUUCUGAUUAGGAUAAUUUUUGGGGUUGAUCAUGAUGAUUUGAGCAGGCUGUUUCAUGUCUCCAAGACCAUUCGAGAAGUGACAAUGAUCGCUAAGAAGUUGCAUUUUGAGUAUAGUACACCCAGAAAAACCAUGGAUUCUCAAAACCUUAUUGGUUUCGAGGAUUCUAUGGAUUACAAUGAAGUUGAAGCACCAAAUGCUCCAAGACAGACAAGAGUUCCAAAGCUAAGGUUAAGCCAUAAGAAGUUGUCUGGGAUUGCCGUAGCCCUGUUUCAAUGAAAGUGCUGUGAGAAUUGCUGUUUUGGACAAAGGUUGUUUUGCCAAACUUCCACUUGUAAAUGUCACAGAAAUUUCCAGAGGCCCUUCUUCUUCAACAUUCUUGUUGAAGACUGGGUUGUCUGUAAGAAAAAUGAUUUGAUUUAUUAGCCAUUCUGGGCUGCAUUGGCUCUUCCAUUUUCAUGUAUAGCAAAUUUUUUGAGGCAAUGAAAUAAAAAUGCAUUUCUUUUUUCAUUCA